AUGACAUUGAUCAUGUUUUGGGAGGCGGCGCGCAAGCGGCUUCAAGAGCAGUUCAGAGCCCAGCAAGCGGCACGAAACGCUGCCGGCAGGAAGAAGGAUUCGGGGGGUUCGAAGAAGCAUGCAGAGUCGCCGUCGAUGGCGGACAGGUGGACUCUGGAAGAAGGCCUGGUGCAGGUCGCCGACGGCGGCAACCACAACAGCGGUACCCUUGCCCUGACGCCCGGCAUCGCCGCCGCCGCUCCCGGCGCCGCGGCGGCGCCGUCGACAGUAGCGGGACCAGAAUCUCCAGGCGGCAACAACAAAGGCGAAGAACGAGACAGUGCUAAGGUGUCACAAGCAGAUGCCUUAGCUGCAGCUUCGACGGCAGUCGCAGCGACAGCGGUCGUGCCACGCGACCCGGGCGACGACCGCUGGGGCAUGAACGACGGCGCCGCGGAUCUAGCGGAGCGCGGGGUCGAGCUCGAGGGUGGAGGCGCGGGGUUGUACCUGCCGCCGCCGCCGGAUUGGCCACCUGAUGCGUCCCUCUUGCCGGAUGGGGCAAAGGGGGGACGGCGGCGCCGCAAACGGGAUCGCCAGGCCAGUGCAGAGAAAGAAGAGGUGGAGUGGCUGGAGAUGGUGUCGAAGCGUGUUCGCAGCAAGGUGGUGGGAGCGGCCCCCCCGGGAAGCUGGGGGGCAGCGAACGAGGACGACGGCAACGGUAAUGCCGUUCCCAUGGAUGUUGUCGUAGGUGGUGGGAGUCUCAACGCUGAUGGUGCGGUUCGGGUGGGUGGCAGCGAAGGCGGCGCAAAUCGUGCACCAAAUGGGGCCGGUUCUGCAACUGGUGCUGGCAGUGUUGGGGGCGGGGACGUGGAAGCGGAACUUCGACAACGAUUGCUGGCGGCGAUGAUGAGCAGGUCGAAAUCAAAAUCGAGAUCGAGGUUGAGCGGCGACGAGAACCCGAGCGUUGUCCCUGCCGGUGCCACAGCCGCCACCGCUGCUUCUGCUGAGAAGCCACGGGGGUAAAUGAACGCGCUGCAAACUGAUCGCACGCAUGGCGUAGCACAUGGGUCUGAAUGCCCUGCGGUCCAUGUGUACCUCUUUGGUUAGAAAGUUGUAGUAGCUCGGAGUGGGCAAACGCGUGUAGAAGAGCCAUUGCCUAUGCAUGUAGGAGGAAUGCUUCAUGCGUGCGGCUCAUCUGUGAUAUCUGCAUACCACGGAACAUGAUAAGUUCGGUUGCCCUCACUUUGGCCUGAUCGGGGCUCGGUUUGCAUGCCGAACUGGACGGGCAUCCUGGGAAUCAACUGCCUCGGAGCGUGGUUGCGAGAGGUGCGUCGGGGAUCACCCAGCGUGCUGUCGAGUAAGAUAAGAAUCGAAAGAAAAACAGAACCAAGUUUAUAGCGGGCCGAGCGGCGGCAUGCCCUAGCAGAUCAACUUGCCGCUUGCGUUGGUGUGUGAGAAACGAAAAAGCAUAAACACAGCAAGCCGAAGCUGUAAACCGUAGACUUCCCCUUGUCAUGGUGCCGUCGUUUGACUGUAUACAAGAUGAACUUUGGACUCGGAGCCGCCUUGUGAAUGAGCCAAUCAAUGGUGGCGGCAAUGGGGUGUCGAGGAACCAAAGACCGGUUACCAUCGCCCUGGUAGGCACGACAAGCACUAACCUUGUCAACCGCGUUGUCCAGAUGGA
Ectocarpus sp. CCAP 1310/34 is the source of this 1663-nucleotide messenger RNA. Lineage: Eukaryota; Phaeophyceae; Ectocarpales; Ectocarpaceae. The record is from the annotation of a GenBank genome assembly.